AGCGUUUAAACGUACUUCACAAAAUUUGUCCUUAUGCAGACCCCGUAAAUGUAGCAAGAAACAUGGCGUCCGACAGCGACAGCGACGAGGACUUUGUAACUUACGGGACUCCUUUGGAGCCUUUGGAAGAAGACGAGCCCCUGAAAAAGCCCGUCCCGCUGCACGAGCAGACGGUCAAAGAUGAGAAGGGGCGAUAUAAGCGCUUCCACGGAGCGUUCACCGGAGGCUUUUCAGCCGGAUACUUCAACACGGUCGGCUCAAAGGAAGGCUGGACCCCGGCAUCCUUUGUGUCGUCACGACAACAGAAAGCGGAGAAACACCACACCAGACCGGAAGAUUUCAUGGAUGAGGAGGAUUUCAGUGAACACGGCAUCGCUCCCAACGAGAUCACCACCAGCCUGGAGUUCUCGUCCAGUCGCAGAGACGAGGCGGCGGAGAAGGCGAGAGCCGUCGGCGCUCAGGCUGCACCGAUCCCCGGAGACAUGCUGCUGGAGGAGCUGAUCACACCUGCCAGGUCGUCCGUGGGGGUGGAGCUGCUGAGGAGGAUGGGCUGGAAGGACGGUCAGGGCGUCGGGCCUCGCGUGAAGAGGAAAGCUCGCAGACAGCAGGCGGAGGGCGGAGUCAAAGUUUACGGCUGUUUGCUGCCCCCUGCUGGUUCAGAGGGCUCGGAGGACGACGACGACGACGAGUUUGCUCCAGAGAAUGUGACCUUUGCCCCGAAGGACGUGACUCCGGUGGAUUUCAGCCCGAGGCUGGGGCUUCAGGGUUUGGGGUACUGCGGUCUGGACCCCAGCCUUGCGUUGCAGGGCCGCGGAGCGCCUGAACACAUCGACCUGUUUAAGCCUCAGUCUGAGACGAGGAACCGCCUGUUUGGAGACACGCAGGGCGGCUCGAGGAGAGGAGGGGUGGUCGGACAGGCCUUUGGCGUGGGAGCUCUGGAGGAUGACGAUGAAGACGUGUACGUCAGAGACUCCAUGUCCAGAUAUGACACGGUCCUGGGAGAGGAGGAGCCGGGAGACGGGCUGUAUGGCUGGACGGCUCCGCAGCAAUACACCAGGAAAAAAGACAGAAGCAGAGAUGCUUCAUACAUCGGCAAAAUCCUGGAAGGAUUCACUCUGGCACAGAAACCACCCGAGGAAAAAACUAUCUUCCCGCCUCCCUCUCUGCCCAGAGAUUAUCGUCCCAUCCAUCAUUUCCGUCCGUCGGUCAACAUUUCGCAUCUUUCUGGGGUCAGUCCUGCGCUGGCUGAGGCUCUGCGGGUCUCUAAAGGCCACAUGGUCAAAGAGGAGCCCCAGCAAGGAGGACGCCACCAGCUGGACUCCGGCCAGAGGAGGGCGCUGCUGGGAGAGGAUGUCCUGCAAGGUCCCAGUUCAGUCAUGGAGCUGCUGAGGCCCGAGGACAGGCAGCGCCUGCUCAGCUUCCGCAACUCCUCUAACCCACCCUCAGCCAAACCCUCCACCCCGGUCUCCAGCGAGGCCUCGCAGCCGGCCGUGCUGACAUCAGGAACGUCGGCAGGAGUCCCGCCUCCUUCCUCCGGCCUCCAGCAGCAGCAGGAAGCUCUGGCGGCGUGGAGAGGCAUCCAUACGUCUACGCAGACUUUUAGACCGUUUGAGAAAAACCCCAGCAAGCAGGCGCGCUACGAGCUCUACCUGAGCCGUCUCAAACUGGGAGACAAAGACGCUCUGGAGCAGAGUCUGGACUCGGGGAUGACCGAGUGGGAGCGCAGUCGGGAGAGGGAGGAGUUUGUCCGAGCUUCCAUCUUGUACCGCCCCACCUCCUCCUCGCUGUCCUCCCGCUUCACCAGAGCCAAACACCAGGAGGACGAUGACACCGUGGAGGUCAGCCAGGACCAAGAGGGAGACGUGGACGACAAACAGGCUGCAGUAAAGAUGAAGAUGUUUGGAAAACUGACCAGAGAAACAUUUGAGUGGCAUCCUGACAAACUGCUCUGCAAAAGAUUCAAUGUGCCCGACCCCUAUCCCGGGUCUGGUCUGCUGGGUCUGCCGAAGGUGAAGAGAGACAAAUUUUCGGUCUUUAAUUUCCUGACUGUGACUGAGAGCAGAGAGGCUGCAGCACCUCCAAAACCUCCGGAGCCCGGGAAGAAGUCGAGGUGGGACGUCUCCGAGCAGAAGGACGACCCGCUGAGCGAGCUGCUCAGUGCUGCACGGAACCAGACCGAGACCAAAGCGGAGCCGGCCCCCGGACCUGCUUCACCCGCCUCCAUCAGCACCAGCGGGCAGACUCCAGGAAGCAAACCCGAGAUGAAGUCAGCAGAUCAGCUGACCUCAGACCAGAAGAAAGAUGGAGAUGAAGAGGAAGAAGAGGAGAGCCGGCCCCCCAUGGAUCUGUUUAAGGCCAUCUUUGCCAGCUCCUCUGAGGAGAAGUCCUCCUCUUCAUCAGAGAGAGACAGCAACGAUGAGGAGGAUGGAAAGGACACCAAGGAUGAUGAAGGAAAAAUGGACUCAGAGCCACUGAACCUUUUCAGCAUCCCCUCCACCUCCAUCACCUCCUCCUCCUCCUGCGCCACCACCACCACCUCCCAUCAGCAAACAGCAGCCGUUUCCUCUCAGAGCUCCACACAGGAAGAGGAGGAGUUUGGUCCGAAGCUGCCGCCCCCCUCGGCUGCUCUGACCAGAGGAGGCGCCACCUCCAUCUGCUCCCCCAGUGAGGAGGAGAAGCCAGGAAGGAGCAAAGAGAAGAAACACAAGAACAGGAAGCAACACAAACACAAGAAGGAGAAGAAGAAGAAGAAACACAAGAAGCACAAACACAAAGGGAAACAGCAGAAGAAGAGCAAGAAGGAGGAGUCAGGCAGCAGCUCAGAGGACAGCGAUGAGGACGGUGAAGAGAGACAGGUGUCGAUGGAGCUGCUGAAAAGACUGCAGAGCGUGCGGUCCCAUCAGACCCGGUGAGUCGGGUGGAGGUGUGUCCUCAGUGAGGACCGUCGUGUAGCUUCAGAUAAUAAACUGUUUAUUACUGUUUGGUGUUGAUGAUACUCAGGAAAAUCCUGACAAACAGGUG
Molecule: messenger RNA, 3021 nt
Organism: Archocentrus centrarchus (flier cichlid)
Lineage: Eukaryota; Metazoa; Chordata; Actinopteri; Cichliformes; Cichlidae
Gene: gpatch1
Product: G patch domain containing 1
Exons: 20
Coding region: 63-2912 (949 amino acids)
Biological process (GO): mRNA processing
Cellular component (GO): nucleus
Molecular function (GO): RNA binding
Source: RefSeq, a predicted model, not a curated record